Juglans microcarpa x Juglans regia is the source of this 2482-nucleotide messenger RNA. RefSeq names its product DEAD-box ATP-dependent RNA helicase 28. The transcript is spliced from 19 exons. The record is from RefSeq and is a predicted model, not a curated record. The coding region runs from base 52 to 2298 and encodes 748 amino acids. Lineage: Eukaryota; Viridiplantae; Streptophyta; Magnoliopsida; Fagales; Juglandaceae. Gene Ontology annotation, molecular function: RNA helicase activity; nucleic acid binding; ATP binding.
CCCUUAAACCCUCACUCUCGUCGAUCAAAUCCUUUAACCCAGUCCUCUCCCAUGGCUCCGGCUUUCGUUUUCGAACCCCCAAGCGACGAAGAACUUGAUCACUUCGAUGCCGAAGAAGAAGAAGAAACAGAAGAAUUAGAACAAGUAGCAAAAGAAGAAGAAGACGACGAAGACGAAGAAAAACGACAGCGGCCUUCUAAUCACAAAUCUCAAUCUCCAUGGGACUUCGGUUCCUACUCCGAAUCAGUGGCCGAAGAACACGCUCGUCGCAGCACAACCUCCAUCGACUUUAAGAUCUCCAGAGCACUUCAAAGCCGCUCCGUUCCAAUCACCAACGACGACUCGGAUAACGCCGAAUCCGAGUCCGAACCCGACAGACAAGAAGAUUAUAACCCCGAGGAUGAAGAUGAUGGGGCCAGUAAUGCCGGUGAGAGUAAACCUUUCUUUUCACCUUCCGAGGGAGCCUCUUUCCAUGCCAAUUCGUUCAUGGAGCUAAAUCUAUCGCGCCCUCUGCUUCGGGCUUGCGAAGCCUUGGGGUACAUUAAGCCCACGCCAAUUCAGGCGGCGGUCAUACCAUUAGCAUUGACCGGGAGAGAUAUCUGUGGGAGUGCAAUCACUGGUUCCGGGAAGACUGCUGCCUUUACACUACCAACUUUGGAGAGGUUAUUGUUCCGUCCUAAACGUGUGCCAGCGAUAAGGGUUCUUAUUCUUACUCCAACUCGGGAGUUGGCAGUUCAGGUUCACAGUAUGAUAGAGAAACUUGCUCAAUUUACUGACAUCAGAUGUUGCCUGGUUGUCGGUGGACUUUCAACGAAGGUGCAAGAGGCAGCCUUGAGAUCAAUGCCCGAUAUUGUUGUGGCCACACCAGGACGCAUGAUAGAUCAUUUACGCAAUUCUUUAUCUGUGGAUUUGGACGACCUUGCGGUUCUAAUCCUUGAUGAGGCUGACCGCCUUCUGGAGCUUGGAUUUAAUGCUGAAAUCCAGGAGCUGGUCCGUCUAUGUCCAUCAAGAAGACAGACCAUGCUGUUUUCAGCUACAAUGACUGAAGAAGUUGACGAGCUUAUCAAGCUUUCUCUGACCAAACCCUUGCGCCUCUCAGCUGACCCUUCCACGAAACGGCCUGCAACAUUGACAGAGGAGGUGGUUAGGAUACGUCGUAUGCGUGAAGUAAAUCAGGAAGCAGUUCUGCUUGCAUUAUGCUCAAAGACUUUUACUUCCAGAGCGAUCAUCUUCAGCGGAACAAAACAGGCUGCACAUCGGUUGAAGAUUCUAUUUGGAUUAGCUGGUCUUAAAGCUGCUGAGCUUCAUGGAAAUCUUACACAAGUCCAGCGCCUUGAUGCUUUGGAACUCUUCAGAAAGCAGGAAGUUGAUUUCCUGAUUGCAACUGAUGUAGCUGCUCGUGGACUUGAUAUCAUAGGUGUCCAAACAGUUAUAAAUUAUGCAUGUCCUCGGGAUGUUACCAGCUAUGUUCAUCGUGUUGGUCGUACAGCAAGAGCUGGUAGGGAAGGAUAUGCUGUUACAUUUCUAACAGAUAAUGACAGAUCUCUUUUGAAAGACAUUGCUAAGAGAGCUGGUUCAAAGCUGAAGAGUCGAAUUGUUGCUGAGCAAUCAAUAACUAAGUGGUCUGAGAUAAUUGAGCAUAUGGAAGAUCAAGUGGCUGCAGUUCUUCAAGAAGAGAGUGAAGAGAGAGCACUACGAAAAGCUGAAAUGGAAGCAACAAAGGCUGAAAAUUUGAUUGCAUAUAAGGAUGAAAUUUAUUCACGGCCCAAAAAGACCUGGUUUGUUACAGAAAAAGAGAAGAAGCUUGUCUCGAAGGCUGCAAAGGCAUCUUUGGAAAAAGAAAACAAUCCUGGAAAAGACUUAAUCAGUGUCCAACAGGCCGAAGACCUCAAAAUGAAGGAAAAGAGGAAGCGAGAGCGUGAGAAAAAUUUGCCUCGGAAGAAGCGUCGAAAAUUGGAAGCAGCUAGAGAAAUGUUGGAGGAUGAAAAUCAAAUUAACAAAUUAGAAGGUAAUGGGAAAAUGAAUAAAGAAAAGACUGGAAAGUCACUUGUCGAUGUUGGUUACCGACGGGCAAAAGCAGUGAAGGCUAAAAAGAGGGCGCAAGAUGCUGGCAAGAUUGUGAAGAAGACUAGUAAGAAAUCAAAACCUCUAACCCAAAAAACUCAUUCAAGAACAGAAGAGAUGCGGGAGCUAUUCCAGAGUGACAUGAGCGAUAGAAAGCAGAACAGAAACUUCACUGCACCCAAGAAAAAACCCAAAAGUUCAUUUAAGAGCAAGUCAAGGUACAAGCGCAAGUAGCAAAAUAUCAAGUCGGUGGCUAAGAUUUCCUAUGACAUAACCUCUGUGCGAAGGAAUGGACGGACUUUCCAUGGAAUUUUCAUUUGGGCAUUUAUUAUCAUCAAUUUUGUUUGUUUUAUAAAUUAUUAGUAUGUAACGUCAAGUGUAACAUUAGCAGUAAAGAAAAGGUUGAGGUUUCCAAAUA